Molecule: messenger RNA, 975 nt
Organism: Saccoglossus kowalevskii
Lineage: Eukaryota; Metazoa; Hemichordata; Enteropneusta; Harrimaniidae
Product: telomerase protein component 1-like
Biological process (GO): telomere maintenance via recombination
Cellular component (GO): telomerase holoenzyme complex
Molecular function (GO): protein binding; telomerase activity; telomerase RNA binding
Source: RefSeq, a predicted model, not a curated record
GGCAAUGAGAUAGUGUCUUUAACAGGGCACUCUGAUAGAGUAAUGGGAGUCGCAAUGAGUGGAGAUGGCAGUCAGAUUAUCACAACAUCCAUGGAUAAGACCAUUAAAUUGUGGUCGCCAAAGUUGAAUAAAUCUACAGUCUUUGCCAACCAUAAUUCUGAAGUAUCUUGCUUGGCGUAUUCUCCACAUGGAUUAUUUGCAGUCUCUGCUGACAGGAACGGUAUCAUUAUGCUUUGGAAAUUCUCAGAAGAAAAUGGUAUUAUUACUGAUAAUGUCCCAGAAAAUGUUAUCACACAAAAGAUCUCGGACAACUCCAUAAACACAGUCAGUUUCAUGACAAGAACUAAACUCGUUAUUGGAGGGGACGAUGGUAUUGUUACAAUAUGGCAGAUAGAACACAGUGAUGUCAUUGGUAAAACAGUCUGGCAUAUCAGUGGACAUACAGACUGGGUUUUAAACAUGAAAUAUUGCAACAAUUACAAGAAUCUAAUCACCACAGGAACAGAUGGAAAGAUAUCUAUAAUAUGCACUGACAGGCAAAAGAAUACUCCUGUCUCAGUUGUUGAUGUUGGCAGUGAGAACCAAUCAGCACAGUGGUUGCAUGCAUUGGAUGUCAUAGAUAGAUGUAAUGGAUAUCUAUCUGAUAUGUGUAUGAGUAAUGAUGUCACUAUUGUAAUAACUGGUGAUAGCAAUGGAUAUAUCACUCUCUAUAUCAUGCAACAAGACAGAAUAUGCUUACAUAAAAAGAUCCACGCUGGGUUGAUUUCUGAUGUCAAAGUUCACAACGGAUUCAUAUAUACUGCUUCACAUGAUAGGACAGUGAAAAUAUGGGAUGGAAAAGACUUCAGACAGGUUGGACAAUUCUUCUGUCAAGCUCCUGUCAGCAGCCUAGUCAAAGCACCUCAACUUGGUAAUGAUUCAUUCCUCUGUGGAGACACCUUAGGCAACCUGUAUUUCUUAAAAUGGCAGUCUUAA